Hemiscyllium ocellatum (epaulette shark) is the source of this 4886-nucleotide messenger RNA. RefSeq names its product translocase of inner mitochondrial membrane 21 (gene timm21). The record is from RefSeq and is a predicted model, not a curated record. Lineage: Eukaryota; Metazoa; Chordata; Chondrichthyes; Orectolobiformes; Hemiscylliidae. The coding region runs from base 130 to 870 and encodes 246 amino acids. The transcript is spliced from 6 exons. Gene Ontology annotation, cellular component: TIM23 mitochondrial import inner membrane translocase complex. Gene Ontology annotation, biological process: protein import into mitochondrial matrix.
UGUCCAAUCGUAGUCUUACAACCGAUAAGCAGGCGGAACUACGUGUCCCACCGAUCUACUCAAACGCUGAUUCAGUGGAAGAAUGACAGCGAGGAAAAUAUAGUUUCUAUAAUUGCAAAAAACGAACAAAUGGCCAAUGUUUACUUUUUGCGAGCGAUGUGCACACAUACAGGAAGGCUGGCGUCCCAAUACAAAACCCAACUCCGGUUGCCUUGUUCUGCACUACCCCAACUCUGUAACUCCCUUCGUGUAAGGCCCGGAAUUGCAGGAGUCACCACUUCCCUGCUGCAAAAGCUGCGCUCAUUUUACUUUGUUAGCCCAGUUCCCAGUCGGUGCAUUUUCACAGAGACGAAAUUGAAAAAUCCAGCUCCAGAGAAGAAGCAAGACAACAAAGUAUCAUUGAGAAGGAGUACCCCGCCCGCAUCAACAACUCAGAAAGUAAAAGAAGCUGGAAAAGAUUUUACCUAUCUCCUCGUUGUCUUGGUUGGGAUUGGCAUAACUGGAGGUUUAUUCUACGUAAUAUUUCAAGAGUUGUUUUCCUCCUCAAGUCCCAAUAAAUUAUAUGGAGAUGCCCUGAAGAAGUGUAGAGCACACCCUGAGAUAAUUGGAGCAUUGGGCGAACCUAUAAAAGGUUAUGGAGAGAUGACUCGGCGAGGUCGUAGACGGCAUGUCAGUCAUGUGGAAUAUGUGAAGGAUGGUGUGAAACAUAUACAACUCAAAUUUUACAUUGAGGGCACAGAACCUAUUAAGGGAACAGUUCACCUGGAUGCAAAAGAGAACCCUGAAAGUGGUCGGUUUGACUUUCGUUACAUAUUUGUGGACUUUGACACUUAUCCCAAAAGGACCAUUAUUGUUGAAGACAAUCGCUAAGGGAGCUGAUUGCUUUUGUUUCCAUGAGCGAAUACGAAAACAGAGAUUUCUUUACGUUUUUGUAGAUUGAAUACAUCAUGUGAAUGAGAAAUGAAUCAGGCAGUUAAUCAUCCUUUUUAAGUACUGUCAGCCCAAUUUAUUUUUGUAGAGGAUCAGAGUCACGUCUGAGAUACGUUUUUGUAAAUUAUACUUUUUUGUAUUGAUUGAUUAAUAUGCUCCCCUAUUUUAAAAUCAUUGUAUUUAACACGUUGUGUUGAAAGAUUACAGGUAAUAUCAAGUUUAAGGGCUAAUUGUCCUUUGAAGAAGCAACAUUCAAUUAUAGAAUGAAAAAGAUAAUUAUAAAUAAAACAGUGAUCUGUUACUGUAAAUUAUUUUCUCUAUUUUCUCUUUUGAUAAACCUGAAUUAGAUAUGCAUCGUAGAUUGAAUAGAUAUGUUUUUAUGCCUCUACCAGUUAUAGGAACUUAUUGCUUCCUCUAUUGUUCUCUCCUUUCUGAUAUACUGUCCUUCCUAGACAUGUUUAAAAUAGAAAGAUUGGGAAGCUACAGGUAAAGUGCUAUUUCCUAUUGUUUAGUUACAUGAGUGGUACAUUGAUGCUGUGAUGAUCAUAUUGGUGUAAACGUGUUUUUAAGCAUGGGUUCAAGAAGGUUGUGGAAAAUCUGAAAUCAUGAAGGGCUUAAAAGUCUUGCCUUGUUAUUUUCACCUGAGCGUCAGCAUUUGAACUAGUGAGUAUGGAUUAGGUUAUAGGCAUUGAGUCCUGGCAGCUAGGUCUUUUAGUAGUUGCAAACAUCUUUGAAAGAUGACUGACCUUAAGCUAAGGUAGCUAGCUAACCUAAUGCAUUCUUGUUGAUGCCAGUAGUUUGUCCCAGCUACACAAGUUAACCACUCCUCAUACGUAGGAUAGCAGUCUAUGAUCUGGAUCUUUUCCAUUAUAGUCUGGAGAAAAGGAAGUUCUAAGUCACAAUAUUGGCAAUGAAAAUUUAGUGGUCACGGGUGAAGUCCUGAUGGUUGCGAAUAGCUCAGACAGAGUCAAGAUCAAAAGAGAAAAGGUCAGAGAUGAUGAAUGACAGGUUGAAGAUCACAAUGCUCAGUGUAACUACAUCGGAAGGAAGUGGACGCUGAGUCUUGAAUAAAUUUAAAGGCUAAGUUAGAUAGAUUUUUGAUAGAUGACAGACAGGUGCAGACAGGAAGGUGGAGCUGAUCAGCUAUGGGUGUAUUGAACAGACAAACAGACUCAUAGAGCCGGAUGUCUCCCUUCUGUUCCUAUACUCUAUGCUCUUAUAUCUUCUGUAAAUGGAAAUGUGAUUAUUCAGUAUUGUCUGUGUUAUGUAUGUAGUUGGGGGUACUGUCCCUUUAAGAGGGGAAGAGCUAGGUCCAGUCUAGAAGGUCCAGUCUAUAAUCGGCUGUGUUGGUGUGAGGAUAAAUAAUAGUGUUCCUAUUCAGAUUUACCAUUUGUAUAUAAUUACUGGUUCCAAAGGAAGCAUCAACAUAGUUUCUGUCUCAGAGAAUCUAAUUUAUGGUUUUGGUUGCUGAUUGGAGAAGGUAAAAUUGUGGAAGGAGUGUAGAAGGUGACAACACCUUCAAGACCAUCUCCAGCUCGGCGAACAGAACCACUACAACAAGCACCCGAGCUACAAAUCUUCGCACAAACUUUGAACCUUCAAGAAAAUUAGAGCUUGGUUGAUGGGGCAACUGCUUGUGCUGAUCAUUUUCAGGAGUGUGUAAUGGUAUGUUUCAAUAUGGCACUACUUGGGUUAAAGGUACCAUUGACAACCUGAGGUCAGUUGGGUGCAAGGAAGAUAAAGUUAGAUGUACAACAAUUUAUUGAAAAUAGGCCAGGAAAGUAGGAAAUGGAAUUCAUGGAUGAAAUAAGCUUAGGAAUAGCACAGGGUAGAUAAGAAUAAAAACUAAAAUUGACAGAUGGUUGUGGCCUAGGGUAGAGCCAUAGCUCAAUCCCUGUCUCCUUGAAACUUCUCCAGCAAAUGCAGGGCACAGUUCAGGAGAGUGAGUGAAUACUCUCCAUUAGCUGUGUUGCUGCUGUUGAAUAACACACAAGUAGCUCAAUAGCAACCAGAGGUCCACUGAUUUCUAACCAAUCUGCCAGUUCCUUCCUCCACUGUAGCUUUACUGUGUACUUCCCACAGGAAUCAUUGUAGUCACACAUCAAAUUCUUUUCAGCAGCAUCUCACAAACCAAUGACCUUCAACACCUAAAUAGCCAUAGGGUCAUGUUCUUGGCUAUGGUACCAUUUGCAAACUCUUGUUGAAGUCACAGACCAUUCUGAUUUGGAAAUAUAGUAUCAUUUAAUGGUUGCUUUUGGUUCAAAAUCCUGUAACUCUUUACAUAAUUGCAUUAAGAUAGUACCUUCACCACGCAAACUGCAGUGAUUCAACUCCUAUCAUCACCACUUCGAGGUCAAAUAGAGAUAGGCAAUAAAUGUGAGCUGUGGCAGUCAUACUCGAAUGUUCAGUUUUAUUAAAAUCUUAAGCAAGCCAUUAACCAAGCUUAGCUAUUGCCCAGCUCUCAGAGCUGCAAGAAGCAGUGGUAUAUGUUGUAUUUCAUAGCAGUGACAAUGUAACUUGGAGGUAUUUUUGCCUGAGCCUGUUGAAAAUUAAAUUGAAAUGUACUGGUAAGGACAUUAUUAAGAAAUAACAAUAAUGGUAUAUUUUCCCUAGUCUUGAUGAAGGGCUUUUGCCAGAAAUGUCAAAUUUCCUGCUCCUCCUGACCUGCUGUGCUUUUCCAGCACCACUCUAAUCUAAACUCUGGUUUCCAGCAUCUACAGUCCUCACUUUUGCCUAUUUUCCCUAGUCCUCCAGCUGUUUCCUCGCUUGGUGAUGAAGAUUUACAAGGGCAAAUUCUCAGUGAUCUAGGUGUUAGGUAGGAUCUUUGCACAGAAUGAGGAAAUAUAUGGCUAUUGUUAUCUACUUCUGCCUCAUUGUUUUGACCACAAUUUCCCUCACCUGCCUCAGUCAUCAAUACUGCUACAGUAACUGUUUCUUCCCUGUCAGAAUUGUGUAACUGGUUAUGAAUAUGUGUUAUGGGGAUUGGUGCCAGGUUUUGCCCUUCUAUCCAUCAUACGUGCCACUACAUUCCGUGACUCCCUUGGUGCCAAUACCUUGCAGGCAACAGAAGAAUGAUUCCACAUUUUGAAUGAGGCUGCUAAACUUGCUGGUUGUGGCAGGUAAGCACUUGGACUCAGUGCUGUGGGAUGGCGUCAAGGCAGAAGUCCCACAGUGCUCUCCAGGUCAACCUUUGUAACUGAAGCAUGAAAUUGGCUGGAACUUUGGAGGUACAGUGUAAACAACUGUUUCAAACUUUUAAUCCUGUCUGACUGGGGGAUUCUUCAAUUGUCUGCCUUAACUGCCGGGGAAGUUGCAAAAUUGUAUGUGGAAAUCCCAAUGGUGAGUCAUCUGCUUUUGAGGGUAUUAGAAUUUAAAUUGAAGACUUUGCUGACAUUUGAGGAUCUAAAUCAUCAGGGCAGGUUUGACAGAGGCAUCACAGUAAUAGGACUUGAAGCUGGGACUUCUGAGACCGAGGACCCUUCUGUUGACUGAAGUAUAGUUUUUGUUGGAUCAAAGUCCUUUGAAUUGUCAGUGGAGCUGUAAUAUGGUUAAUAAUUCACUAGUGUUAUGUUUUACAGUUUGGUACUUCAAUCUACUUCAGGCUAUUAUUUUAGUGAGUACCUUCAAUGAGGUUAGGUGAUGCAAAUUGUUAUUCUGUGUGUAUUCUUCUUAACUUCACCCUUUCCAUUCUGAAGCCAUUCUGAUCUCAAAUAAAUGCCUUCCCUUGCCAGAGAGAGGUGAAUCCAAUUCUAGCUUCCCAUGCUAGUGGGAAGUACAGAACAAAUACAGAACAAACUUGAUUAUCUGAAUGAGGCAGGCAGAGAGUAUUUUGUUCGGAUAACUGAUUAUUCAGGUAACAUACUGGACAUAAUUAUGUAAAAAAAGCAUGGUUACAGAGUUUUUACUUCAUUCCAUCAAUAAAAUGUGUCCAAACACUGGAUAUUGCUUAAAAAUUU